GGGCAGAGAGAGAGAGAGAGAGAGAGAGAGCGUCCCAAGUAGCCUCCGUGCUGUCAGUGCAGAGCCUAACACAGGGCUUGGGCUCACGAAACGGUAAGAUCAAGACCAAGGCUGGAAUCGAGAGCCAGAUGCCUAACCCACGGAGCCACCAGGUGCCCUGGUUCUUUGUACAACAUUUUAAAAGGGAAGCGGAUAGGCCAGAGCAGAGGCAAAGGAGGGGCACCACGAGGGCAGAGGAUUUGGAGAGGGUCCGGUGGUUGAAGGAGCUGAAGAAGCUUUAUUUAAUGAUGUUAAGACCACAUGUAUCAGUCAGUCUGUAAGUGAGCACGUUGUGUGUGUGGUUAUGAAGUGUCCCAAACUGUAGGCGACUAGGAAAGAGAUCAUUUGUAGGGAUGGGAUUUUUAUUUGUGGAUACUGAGUGAGUGAUCAGGCAGAAGAGGAUUAGAAGUCUUUUAUUUUCUAAGGGCGUCGUGGGGAUCCCUCUGUGGGGGUCAGAGGACUCAGCUCAGGAGGCAAGGCCUUCCCCGGGGGUCAGGCACAGGCUGGGAAGAGACCCCGGCUGCUCCGGGAGGAGGUCCUGGGGCCCAGGCCACGUCACAGAAGUUACGAGAGGCUAGGAUGCGGGUAGGAUCCUAGCCUGGGGACCGUUCUCACCCGGCAGUGUGGGGUAGCCUCACCGAGAGAGGCCGUGCUGUUCCGUUCGCCCUGGCUGCACCCUGUCAUUUACACCCGUGGAAGGCUCGCCGCCAUGUCCAUGAGGAUGUGGGGAAUUCGCUGCACACACAUCCUCUGCCACCCAAAUCUAUUUGGUUUCUGUGUAUUGGAUGAUUUAUUGAGACCUGUUUGGGUCCUGAGUGGAGAGAGUGAGGGCUGCCUGCUUGGUCUCCUUUCCUCUGGGGCAGUUUGGACAGCAUCGUGCCUAGUUGCACGGGACCCACCCUUCCCUGGUCGUUCUUUUCCUCUCCGACCCCAUUUCCCUGCGGUUUUAAUGCAGAUUGCUGAUAACCCAUCUUCCUUUCCUCUCUCCCAAACUCCCACCCCCUUUUCCUCUCGAGAUGUUUAUAUGUUGUUCCUUAUACUCUAAAUAGAGACGGAGCACUUCCUCUCUGGUUCUGAUGACAUAAGGCCCCGUGCUGUGGAUGUGUGUCUAUAAAUACAACAACGCACACGUGCGCAUCCAUGAGUUCGUCGGUGCAGGGCUGACACACAGUGCAGGGAAAAAGACGUUUUCACGCAGCUGUGUCAUUGAUUUUUCUGGCCUUACUGAUCGGAUAUGCAGAAAAUUAAAAAAAAAAAAAGCAGAGGAAGUCGCGAUAUAAAAAAACAGAAAGAAAAACCACCACCACCCUGUGAAUCCUAGCGCUCUGUGCGGUUUCUGGCGUGUGGUGAGCCCAGGAGAAGCUCUCGCCAGAACGAGUCCCUGACACAGUGACCUCAUUCCCAGCACCACCUCUCCCGGGCGGUGGCAGGGGCCGACCCUGGCGUGCGAGGGCCUGCGUGGCGGCUGGGAUUCAUUGCAAAUAGCUCGCUGCAGCUAAACUUUGAUCCAGGGUUACAGUCGAGCUGCCUGUUACAGACAGGAGGGCGAUCCGUCCUGCUCACAAUGAAAAGCCAAUCUGAGAGAGAGAGAGAAUGUGUCAGGUUUAUAAUUACAGACUGGUGAGUAUAUGACGCUAGAUCAGUUUCAUUGUGUGUGUGUGUGUGUGUGUGUGUGUGUGUGUGUGUGUGUGUUUCAGCAAGCAUCUGGAGGUAUGAGCCCUUCUUUGCUAUUUCAGUGAGGCUCCGAUCUGAGUUGGUGCUAAUGCAGAGGAGGGGACCCAGGCCCCUUGCAAAGAGGAUGCACCCCCUCACAGCCCCAGGCCCGGGUGUGUUCCCAGCCCAGAGUCCCCGAGCUGCACAGACAAAAGAGCCGUUGCAGACACCCAGAGGCUGUAGCUUUUCUUGGAGCGAUGACUCAUUUCGGUUCACAAAGGAUUCUGGGCAGGGUAGUGGGAAGUCAGGUUGGCUGAUGCGUCCCUAUGAUUUCACUUUGCAGAGGACAAGGCAGAAGAGGAGUGAGGCUGCAGAUUCCCGAGGCACUGCGGUGCCAGUGGCUCUGGCGUGUGGGGUGGGCACGGCCAGAUCCCGGCUGCGCCCGGGGGGGGGCACGUAGGAGGAAGGACUGGUAAAGAGGAUGUGUGUGUUGGUUUUUUAUCCUAAAAUCGUUAACGGCAGAGCCCAUUCACAGAGCCUUUUUAAGGUGCUUCUUGGCCAGCUUUCGAACCGACCUUGAACCAGUCUGUUGAGCCCCGAAUUGUAAGAAGAGCUGAGAGUUCUGGAAAACUCAGUUUUUAAAAGUAGAUCUACGAAGGUAAAGUACCAGAUUCCUGUUGUGUCCCACGUGCCCUCAGUAGCCAAUCUGAAAUGCUCAUUCAGGAUAUUAUUACUCGAAGGUUUACUCUGUCUUCUUAUUCCAGAUUCUAGGACGUCCGUUUCUGUCACUGGCUCCUUCUUGUGCCUGGAUGCAACCCCCUAGCAUGCGCCAGGCUGUAGCGUCAGAGCUGCCUGGGGGAUGGAGCCAGUCCAGAAAGGGCCAGGUGAUGUGUCACCAAUCAGCAUGUCUCCCAUCAGUCAGUCUCAGUUCAUUCCACUCGGGGAGAUCCUGUGCUUGGCCAUCUCGGCAAUGAACUCGGCCAGAAAACCUGUCACCCAGGAGGCGCUGACGGAGCACCUGACCACGUGUUUCCCAGGUGUCCCCACCCCAAGCCAAGAGAUUCUCCGGCACACGCUGAACACGCUGGUGCGGGAGAGGAAGAUCUACCCCACUCCGGAUGGCUACUUCAUCGUGACGCCGCAGACUUACUUCAUCACUCCUUCUCUCAUAAGAACUAACAGUAAAUGGUACCAUUUGGACGAGCGGAUACCUGACAGGUCUCAGUGUACCUCCCCGCAACCCGGGACCGUCACGCCGUCCGCCUCAGGCUGCGUCAGGGAAAGAACGUUGCCGAGAAACCACUGCGACUCUUGCCACUGCUGCAGAGAAGACGUGCAUAGCAUGCACGCCUCGACGCUGCAGAGGAGACCCGCCAAGGACUGCAAAGACCCCUACUGUCCCCCUUCGCUCUGCCAGGCCCCCCCCACCGACAAGAGCAAAAGCACCGUCAACUUUUCGUACAAGACGGAAACUCUCUCGAAACCUAAAGAUGGCGAAAAGCAGUCCAAAAAAUUUGGGCUGAAGUUAUUCCGGCUGAGUUUUAAAAAAGAUAAGACCAAACAGCUAGCCAACUUUUCUGCCCAGUUUCCUCCCGAGGAGUGGCCCCUGCGUGACGAAGACACGCCAGCUACUAUCCCGAGGGAGGUGGAAAUGGAAAUCAUUAGGCGUAUUAACCCGGACCUGACCGUGGAAAACGUCAUGAGGCACACUGCACUAAUGAAGAAACUUGAAGAAGAGAAAGCGCAUCGGAGCAAAGCCGGGUCCUCUGCCCAUCACAGCGGAAGGAGUAAAAAGAGUAGGACUCAUCGAAAGUCCCACGGGAAGUCCCGGUCCCACAGCAAGACGCGCGUGUCUAAGGGAGACCCCUCGGACGGUUCUCAUCUGGACACCCCAGGUGACAGAGAGUAUGACUUUCGUGACCCGCUUACCAGGGCCUCCAGGGAGGGCUGCUUCAUCAUCGAACACAAAGGAGAUAACUUCAUCAUGCACAGCAACACGGACGUGAUCGAGUCUCACUUCCCCAUGACACCAGAAUGGGACGUGUCUGGGGAACUGGCCAAAAGGAGAACUGAGAUGCCUUUUCCUGAACCUUCCAGGGGAAGCUCCCACUCAAAAGUGCACCGAAGCCACAGCCAUACCCAGGACCGAAGGUCCAGGAAUGAGAGAUCCAACAAAGCCAAGGAGAGAUCCAGAUCAAUGGAUAACUCAAAGGGCCCGCUGGGUGCUUCUUCUCUGGGGACCCCCGAAGACCUGGCUGAGGGCUGUAGCCAAGACGACCAAACCCCCAGCCAGUCCUACAUGGAUGACAGCACGUUAAGGCCUGCACAAGCAAUUGGUCAUCAAAGGGCUCAUGUUUCGUCCGCGAGCUAUAAAGAGGUGUGUAUUCCAGAAAUAGUCAGUGGCAGCAAGGAGCCUUCCAGUGCUUGUAGCCUCUUGGAGCCAGGCAAACCACCUGAGAGUUUGCCAUCCUAUGGGGAACUCAACUCUUGUCCAACGAAAACAGCUACAGAUGACUAUUUCCAGUGCAACACCUCCAGCGAGACGGUCCUCACGGCACCAUCGCCUCUGGGGAAGACUAAAGAGGACCAUGACACCCUGACUCUGGCGGAAGGGGUAAAAAAGCUGCCUCUGUCCGACAGGCAGGCCCCGCAUUCAUCCCGGGAGCCUGUAGGGCACAAGGAGGAGUCACCAAAAGGGCCAGGUGGGGGCCCAGCUGUCCCGGGCGCAGUGGCAGAAGGGAUCGCCAAUGGACGCCUCGUCCAGCACCACAGCGCGGAGCCCAGCAGCCUGGACAAGAGGAAAGAGAUAUUCAGCAAAGACACACUGUUCAAACCUCUUCACAGCACCUUGUCUGUAAACAGCUAUCACAAAUCGAGCCUGUCCCUCCUCAAAUCUCUCCCGAAGACACCUGCCGACACACUGCCGGGCCGAUGCGAGAAGCUGGAGCCCUCCCUGGGGACCUCAGUGGCACCUGCCGUGCCUGGUUCCCAGCGUCAGCAGGAGUCCGGGGGGAACCAGGAAGCCUCUUUUGACUAUUACAAUGUCUCUGAUGAUGACGACUCUGAGGAAGGAGCCAACAAAAACACGGAGGAGGAGAAAAACAGAGAUGAUGUAGGCACCAUGCAGUGGCUCCUUGAGAGGGAGAAGGAAAGAGACUUACAGAGGAAAUUUGAGAAGAACCUCACCCUCCUUGCCCCAAAAGAAAGCGACAGCAGCAGCACCCAGAGGGCCACCCAUUCGGCGCGCCUCGACAGCAUGGACAGCAGCAGUAUCACCGUGGACAGUGGAUUCAACUCCCCACGCACUCGGGAGAGCCUGGCUUCCAACACGUCAAGCAUUGUUGAAAGUAACCGCCGUCAGAACGUUACCUUGAGCCCGGUGCACGGUGGGGCCGGACCGGCUUUCAGCUUCCGAGCGAGCACGGACCCCGCGACAAACGAAGCUGAGAAAUUACAGAAACCUUCCAGCUGCUUGCAGGCUUCUGUCACUAGCGUGUGACGGUCACUCUGCCUCAGAUCUCCCGGCUCCUUCCGACACAGCCAAGUUUACGACACUGGGACUGAUGUUUACAUCUUGGGAAAGACGAGCAUCUCGACCACAGUUUUUGUGUUUACUUAAACUGUGCUGCUAAGUAGGCUAGGGCAAAAACACACAAAAAUCUUUCUUUCGGAGUAUUGCUUUUCACAUGUAUGGCUCUGUAGCAACCGACUAGCAGUGGUAGGGGUGAUAUGUAACUUUUGCUUCACUACUUGUAACUGAGCACACAAAGGAAAGUCUAGACACUGUAAGUGUGAUACGCAUUCCAAUGUCAUGAAGUUGCCAAUCCCGUUUCUAAAUGCCACAGAUGUGUGUUGCUCCCAGUCUGUGGUCAGAGGGUGCCACGGAACUGAUCCUUGCCACUUCCAAAAAGAAAAAAACAAAAAAAGCAUAAGCCACCACAAAAUGUCAAAUGCGAGGGUCCACCUUGAGGGAGGUUCGUGUCGGACCGACCAGAAGGGACCCCAGCCCCGUGUGUGGGAGUUGGUCAUGCACCAGUCGUUUCUCACUGUGAGUUUUCGUGACACGGUUUUGCAGGAGCCCGUGGAAGUGUGUCAGAAAGGGUCAUGGUCGAAAUUCUGGGAGUGUCUGUUUUCAGGAUUUUGUUUUUACGUGUAACAGAUGCUUGUCUGAUUUUUUUAACCUUCCAUCAUCACAAACAGGAAUAUAGGCCUUUGAUUCUGAAGCGGACGAAGGAAGGGGACCCCCAGCCCGGCUGGGGCACGGCACUGGGGGAUGGAAGGGGGAAAUGUGGACUCUUAACCGGUGUUAAUCAAAUAUUCAAGGGAGAUAAUUUCCUCCUUGUGAUACUUAGGAUGAUCCUAUCUUACUAUAAUAGAUAACGAUAAUUAGUUUGUUUAAAAGCAAAAUGUUCUUUGUGAUACAAAUGAAGAGAAUGGCCUUGGGGGUGUUAUUCUUUCUAAUGGAAGGACAUUAAUCUAUUUUAUGUAGUUUUAAAUAGAAUGCCUAAAUUAGGCUGCAGGAGAUCAUUUUUAGUGGUUAUAGGAAAGAGCAGAUUUAAGGAGAGUUGAACUUCAGGCCUUUUAUUCCUGGAAAGAUAUCUAUAGAGAAAACUUUAAAAAAUAAUUUUUGAUGAGAACUAUACAUGUGCCCACAUACUUACCAACGGAAUGUGCUCAUUCUGCAAGUACGGUCUAAUCCGAACUUGGAUCCCCUGAAAUUUAUCAGAAUGACAAUUAUGCAUACAUGAACUAUGCCAGAGUGUUGUUUACAGAUAACUUUGUAACCAAUUGCAGGAGGCCAUUUGAGGUGGAUGUAUAGUUAUCAGCCGAACUUAUUCCAAAAUGGUUUGUCAACAUUUUGCUUUGGUUUAUGAUGUCACGUUGAAUACGAAAAAGACUCUAAGCAUUAAAGGGAUUACAAAUAAUCGGGCUUCCACUUUACAGAAAAGAGACACUUCAAAGUUCCCCCCCCCCAUUUUAUUCUUUGGGAACCCUGGACUAAAUGUGUAGAUGAUGAAAAGGUAUUUGCAGAAAGGUUACAUAUGACACAAGUAAAGUCUGGCAGGAAGGUUUAUUUGGUUUGGUGGCAUGUGAUGGUUUGGAGCCAUAUAACAUAAAAUAAUGUAUCCAAAAAUAAAUCUAAAGUCUUUCCACCUCAGACUUCAGUGAGCGGCAUAAAAAAUGUGUGAAACAUUUCUGCUUCAGCAUUAGCUUCAGUCACUAAGGAUCUGUGUAAAGAACACAGCCCUGGCCAUAGUUGGACUGAUUCUUGCGUUUUCAGGUAUUUGCAAGUUUCAUUGGGUCAAAUUUGACCCAUAAGGCUUAGAUACCUUUUUUUUAUGCUUAUAAUGAAACGUAAGCACGUUUCUUGGUAAGCCCCUAUACCACUAAAAUGUUUAAGUCAGUUGGCUUUGAAUCUCAUGCUUUAUUUCUUCCAAGGCAUGCCCUGAUUGCUCAGAAAUGAACUAUUUGUCUCAUUGCUUAAAUAUGUCCAGAAGGAAUGAUAAUGUAUCUAAUAGACUAUACACAGAGUCCAUUUCCUUGGGGAAUUGUAUACCAUACGAUUACUAAAUUCUUCUGUCUAAAUUCGUUUUUCUUCCCCCCCCCCCCAGAAAAACCUGCUCGCAAGUGUUGAAUCAUACUAUCAGCUCAUAAAUAAUGUAACCAUUGAAACAAUACAUCAGCCUCUAGUUGAUCCUCUGAAAGUGGCCAUUAUUAUAAUCAAAUGCUGUGUGGACAGGAAAAGAAAGCAUUACCCUUUAAGAGAAGCUUUAAAAUAUGACUUUAUCCAUAGUUCACAAGAAAUAGGUUUACAGAAGACGUUAUUCAAAUAAAACGUGUAUGCUAUUAGCCCGAUGCUGUUGGGGUAACAUGAUUUUAAAAACAACCAGAAACUCCCUUAGACCUGGAGCCAUUAGCGUAGAAAAGAUGGGCUUUAAAAACGACACGAUGUUAGGCAGACGUUCCAUGCGGAAAUAUCCCCGUCUGAAUCUAAUCAGGAUUCUCGGAUGGCGGAGGAGUGAGGCGGCAGGAAGCGUGAUGCAGACGUGACCCGAGAUGGUCAACGGCGGGCUUCUCCGUGACCCCAGUGCUCGGCUCGCGCCAAGGUUGCCCGCACCCGUUUCCCCCCUGCGCUGAUAGCUUUGUGUUCUGUGGCUGCUUAUCUAGUCUCCGCUUAGAGUUUCUCAGCUGAAAGGUUUACAAAGCUGAAUCUGGUUGAAUCUCUGUGUAGCGUUCAACCUGAAAGGGUCAACCCAUCUGUCGGCAUUUUGCACACAUAUGUAUUAUUAUGAUACAGCAUAUUACUUUAUGGUAAUUUUUAUUUUUACAUAGAACUACCUCCAUAAAUUUGAUGAAGCGGCAGCAGUGUGUUCAAGUGUGUUGUUCAGAGAAGCAAAGUUGAAAACUUUCGUAAACAUUCGGCCAUAGCGUUCUGUGUGUGUGUCAGUGACUGCCCCUGUGGGCUCGUGACUUUUCCAUGGCCGUGGUUUUGUUUUACGGCAUUAUUUUGCUUUCAGAUGUAAACCUGUCUCUCCUCCUCUCUUUCCCACAAAAGCACACUCAAUUUGGUUAGGAACGAAAGGAAGUUUAAAUUUCUUGUCUUUCCACCGCCCUCCCCCUCCCCCCUUCUCUGCUAAGAGUUCUCUCUGGCAAAGAGCAGAUCAGUAAACAUAGUUUAGCAACCUCUUUACUCCUGUAAGAAUCCGAUUGGAAUUCUAGGUUUUCGGUAACAGAAGUCUCACCAGAAAUGUGGACCGUGCCAGCUCUGAAGUACUUUGGGCCUCGCUGCCUCCGCGCGCUCGCCACCAUAUCAAGCCCAAACUUCAUAUUAAUUAAAAGAGCAGCGCUGCGGACUCGCCUCGUGUGUUAAAUCACUUGUAUCCAUUUUCUCUAUUUUGCACAUCUCAGGGGACCUUACUGAGCAUAUGAGAAGGGGGGUGCCACCAAAUAGAGAAAACAAACAAAAGAGCCAAAUGGGGACCAAGCAGGAUAAAAAUACCAAAUUACUGCUUCUCUGAUAUGGCAAAGGGCAAGUUCAGGAAGCAUACAUUGAAAGUUAAUCUAAAGUAAUGAUGAUCUGAACACCAGCUGUUCCCAAGUCUCCCUUUCUUAGAGCCCAGCCAGCAGUUUGAAGACGUAAAUUUAAAUUAUAUCGCAAUCGCCAUGGGGAAGGGGGGAAAAACCUGUUUGAUGAAAAGGAAAGGAAAGCACUGUGCGCUUUUUUAGGUUGGCACAGCUCUGUAAAACCUUACCCAGGACAGACCACUUAUUGCCACCAAGUGUACUUGAAGAUAACGUUUUUAACUUAAAUUAUAGGCAUAUUGCUCACAAUCCAAUAGGGAACCUAUUUUGAAAAGUCUCACCAUUUGUAACAUGGGCAGUAUUCGGAGCUUGAUUAAAAGCCAACAAUAAACUAUCAUGACUUUGCCCGCUCAUUUUGGGAUCUCAAAGUGCUUCCAAAGCAUUCAGAUUGGCAAACAAUUAACAAAGCAGGUCCUAUUUGUAAUCCCCAUACUUGAAAUGGACAAACAGAAGGAGUGACUUAAGGUGACCCAGAAACUCAGUGGCAGCUACCCGUGAUCUAUUUUCUAUCUGUUUGAUAGACCAUCCUGAGAAAUCACUAAAUACAAUGCUAUUUUUUUCUGAUGUGUGCUAAUAAAGUUGAAGAAAACAUACAACUGUACACUUUUGUCCAUUUUCAUUCAAAAAGUUCAGGGCGUUUGAAAUUUUACAAAACCCACCCAAUGCCAUUGUGAUCAGAGGAAGAUCCCAGACAGACACUCUUGUUUACAGUUUCAAACUGGGCUUCUGUAAUUCCUGUGCUGAAACACCGUCUUUCAGGCACACGCGCUCCUGGCCGUGGAAGGUGCUGAAACAGAAAUCGCAAUUUAAACCUUUAUCAAGUACUCUUCACAGUGCUGCUUUGAGCACAAUAGAAAUUCAGUACAAUGUAUUGAUUCCUACCUGGAAGAAUCUGGAUUUCCCAGGGAGCUCGUCUAGUUCCAAGGGUUUUCUCAAACUAGGAGAUAUCAGAUCAGAUCCUUGCUGGGGAACCUUCCCCAAUGCCACGGGCCAGUCACAGAACCAGCCAGCAUCUUGCCGUCAGGGGACAGCGGCCCCCAGGCAGAAGUGAUCCCUUCUUUCCUGUCCCCAUGUCCCCCUCCCCAGUACUGUCUUGCCCAUUCUCUUCUGUCCACGAGCCAUGCUUCUGCAUGUGUUUGGGGCUCAGGAGGCCAGGACACAGGAAGAACAAAUCCAAAAGCAUGGAAACCAUUGUUUUGCUUUGGGUUAAUAAAAUAUGGGCAGGAAGGAGAUUACAAUUGGUCUGAUCUUUGCCAAGUAAGAUAAAAGAAUCAGCUGUCACUCUGUCAUUCUCCCAGAAGGUUCUACAGUUUUAAGGAUACAUCUAAUAUUUUCCCAUAGAUUUUUAUUUAGGAGACAUUUCAUAAAUUAUAUAUAUGAAAAAGUUCAUGAUUAAAUUUCCCGGUGUGUUGAAAUAGGCCUUGGCAUCUCCCUGAUUGAGUUAAUCUCUGCGUCAUCUUCAGCAGCAUCCCAGAGAGAGAUUCCCCAGUGACUGCUCCUCCAACACAUAAUCCGGUGUUUUUACAGUUGUCCUAUGACUUACAGUUGCUGAUCUGCAAGGCUGAGAAUUCUACAAGGCUCAUGGGGGACCAAACCUUCUUACGAUUGUAUAUUAUCAGUUAUAGGGCUUUAACUGAUCAUUGUUGGCUUCAAAAGUGAACAUACACACACAUACACGCGUGCGCACCCACACACCCUGCCAACGAGGGAAGGGGGAGUUCCCAAGUGAGGCAGCGAUGACUCUGGAAGCAAACAGAAGGCCAGAGGCUUGGCUGGUUAGGGUACAGCCUACACCUCCCUGUCCAGAGGCUGACCUUGGCACCCCCGUUCACUGCUCCCACCAAAAAGAGGUACCAAAUCUGAGAUCCGAGAACUCCUCCAGGGUCAGUCCUCUGCAGUUACGGAAAAUUCAUGAAGUACGUACUCAGCAGCUCCGUGCCCGCCUUUCCUCGGAAGCCCUCUCCCCCUGUCCCCGUCCCGUUCCCCCGCCUGGAUACUGAGGCACCACCCCCGUUUCCACACUGGAAGGGCAAACUAGUGUGUGGCAUUGUGCACACAUGAUGGGUUAAGACUAGGGCUGCCCUAGGGUCACCUUCAUGUAAGUAUUGACAGCUACAAAUUAAGGUCCUUAGAGUAGUUGACAUAGAUACUACUUUCUAGAAGAGAAUUAAAUUUCAACGUUCAGUUUAAAGGGAUCAUAAUUCUGCAGGUAUCUUUCUCUGAGUGACUGAAUGUGACUAUUGCAUUAGGGUAAAUGAAUUAAGAAGUGCAAGUGGGAUUUACUGUAUGUUAGAAAGGAGUUUUGCAGCCAAGACUGCCUUGAAUAAAAUGUGUUUGCACUGAAAAAAAAACUUUAAAUUACUUGGUCUCUGGUUGCUGUAAAGGUCAUCCAAGAUGGAUGUUCUGUUUAUAUUGUAUAGUAUUUCAUAUGAAAUAAUUACAGUUCAUGAAAUGUCUUCCCUAAUGUUACUGAUUUAUGACAGCACAUUUGUAACUUGGUUUCUAUCGUGCCGGUGUGCCAUAUUGUAAAUGAUGGUGACUGUCAUGCUUAGUAUAAUAACUUAAAAGGAAAAAAAAGCACAGGGAUUUUUGUAAGUCUAUAUUUGAAAGUCCCUCCAUAUGGUAAUAUUGUGUUCAUGUUGUUUAUGUAGUGUUGUGUGAAAUAUCCAUUUUGGAUUGUGUUACUUUUUAAGAUAUUAAAUAACAUUUGGUUAUA
Messenger RNA from Suricata suricatta (meerkat), 11491 nucleotides. RefSeq names its product storkhead box 2 (gene STOX2). The record is from RefSeq and is a predicted model, not a curated record. Gene Ontology annotation, biological process: positive regulation of transcription by RNA polymerase II. Gene Ontology annotation, cellular component: cytoplasm; nucleus. The coding region runs from base 2552 to 5191 and encodes 879 amino acids. The transcript is spliced from 4 exons. Lineage: Eukaryota; Metazoa; Chordata; Mammalia; Carnivora; Herpestidae. Gene Ontology annotation, molecular function: DNA-binding transcription activator activity, RNA polymerase II-specific; RNA polymerase II transcription regulatory region sequence-specific DNA binding.